AGAGCCCGGCUUGGCCAUGAAAACCCCGGGAGCCGAGCGCCCGGCAGGUAGACGCCGGUUGUGUGAGCAGCGUUGUGAGGCGGCAUGAGUGGGCACGUUGGAGACCUCAGCGUACAGCAGGGGGAGGCGCUGGCCAAGUUCCGUGAGAACAUCCAGGAUAUUCUCCCUCUGCUCCCUGACCAAGAUGAUUACUACAUCUUGAAAUGGCUACGAGCCAGGUGUUUUGACUUGCAAAAGUCUGAAGCCAUGAUCCGGAAGCAUGUUGAAUACCGGAAGCACAUGGACGCUGAUCAUGUCUUCGAGUGGCAGCCUCCAGAGGUCAUUGAGAAAUAUCUGUGUGGGGGAAUGUGUGGUUUCGACAGGGACGGCUGCCCCGUCUGGUACGAGAUGGUCGGACUUCUUGACGCCAAAGGCCUCCUCUUCUCGGUUUCGAAACAAGAUCUGCUAAAAAAAAAGUUCCAGCAUUGUGAGAGGGUGCGGAGAUUGUGUCACGAGCAGACCCAGAAGCUGGGGAGGAAGAUUGAAACGGUCAUAAUGGUUGGAGAUUUCGAAGGGCUGGGGUUAAAACAUCUCUGGAAGCCGGCCAUUGACGUCUUCUCCACGAUUCUUUCCAUGUUUGAAGAGAACUAUCCAGAGUCGCUCAAGCAAGUCUUUAUUAUAAAAGCUCCCAAAAUCUUCCCUGUGGCUUACAACUUGGUGAAGCACUUCCUGAGUGAAGACACUCGCAAGAAGAUUGUGGUUCUAGGAGCAAACUGGAAGGAGGUUUUGCAGAAGCACAUUGACCCUGCAGAAAUCCCUGUGGAAUACGGCGGAACCCUCACAGACCCAGAUGGGGACCCCAAAUGUAAAACCAAGCUUACCUACGGCGGAGACAUCCCCAAGAAAUACUACGUUCAGGACCAGCUGAAGCAGCAGUAUGAGCAUUCGGUGGUGGUGAACCGGGGCUCCUCGCAACAGGUGGAAUGUGAGAUCCUCUUUCCAGGCUGCGUCCUUAGAUGGCAGUUCAUGUCUGAUGGUGCUGAUAUAGGCUUUGGUAUCUUCUUGAAGACCAAAGUUAGGGAGCGUCAGCGUGCCAGCGAAAUGGCGGAAGUGCGUCCAAACGAACGCUACAAUGCCCACCUGGUGCCCGAAGAUGGCUCCCUCACCUGUGCGGAUGCUGGUAUCUAUGUCCUGCGGUUUGACAACACGUACAGCUACAUCCAUUCCAAGAAAGUUAGCUACACGGUGGAAGUGCUCCUGCCGGACAAGAAAUCGGAAGAGCAAUUCCAGCAACUGGAGGACCAGGCGAAGGAGCUGACAAUCAACCAUGCCUGACGGAGCCUUAUUCUCCCUCACCCCAGAGCACCCUGAAAUGCUUCUCCCCAACCUUUGGGAGGGGUGUUUAUGGGGCGAGGCAGCAGGAAUAGCUGAUGUUUGGGGUGGGGGCUAACAUCUUGAUGGCUUUUGCUGCAGGCAGUUGGAUGUGAUGACGGAUGGGUCUCUUCUACUCCCACCAUGGGACAGUCCCCCUGUCCUAAAGUUUUUAGGGCUUUGGGGGGGGAGAGGGAUUGAUACCACAAAGCUUAUGAUGGUGGAAAGCUGGAAUUUUAUAUGGCCAGUAUUGGGGCCUGGCUCCCUUCCUCUUCUUUCUCUUUCUCUCUCUCUCUGCCUGUCCUGGUGGGAGAUUGGCAAAGGCCUCCCUCUGUGUUUACAUUGCUCUUGAGACCAAGGGUGGAGAACCGUCUCUUCUUCUCCCUCCCUAGUCAAGGAAGGUAAUCCGUCAAGGGCCGCAUACCGGCAGUGGGCGGAGCACAGGCAAAAGUGGGUGGGGCCACCCCCUUUUCUCCAUCCCGUCCUCUAAGCUGCUGGAGCAAGAUCACUGUUGUGCAGAGGUCUGAACCAAGUGCUUGCCGGUGGCUUCUGAAACAUGGCCAAGGGCCACCUGCAUCCUUAGGGCUGGAGGUUUCCCACAUAGAGCUAGGUUCUAAGUAUAUUGGGUGAGAGAAGGAAAAAGGCUUAGGAACUCCUUUGCUGAACCAGACUAACAUUCACGUAGUUCAGGAUUUUGUUCCCAUUUAGUGGCCAACAAGGUCUAAAGGCAAUGCCUCAUCCUGUUGUUGAUCUUCCUUACAGGUAGAGGUAUGCUGCUCCUGGCCUUGGAGGUUCCACUUGGCAAAUAAUCGCUGAUGGACCUGUCCUCUAUCUCAGGGGCAGCCAAUAUGAUGUCCCCCACACACGUUGCUCAGCUCCCAUCAUCCCUGACCGUCGGCCGUUCCCUGUCCCUGAUCAUUUCCCCACUCUCAGGAGAGAAUGCCUCUUCUAAAAAGAGGAAAAGAGGCAUUCUCUAAUCUCUUGAAUGCUGAAGGUUCCCAAGCUAUGGCUUGAAGACCACUCUUUUUUGGGGGGGGGGGUCCAUGGCAUGCCUGUGGAUUUCUGGUUGAAGGUGGGAGACGGCAUAUCAAUCGCAUUAAAUAUUCAUCUUGAUUUUUAAUUACAUUUUUAUUGCUAUGUUAUGUCGUGUAUGGCACUUUAUUGCAUCGCAGUGUGAAUCCCAUGGAAUUCAAGUUGUAAUAUGACAAAAUUCAACAUAGAUGAAAUAAAAUGAGCAAUGAAAAAUGCAAUUAAAAAUAAGGCAGCAUGUUCCACAGCGCCUUGCAAUUGGUACAACAGGUAGAAAAAUGACCGAGUGGUCCGCCAAGAACCUCUGCGAGAGGUCCACAGGAAAGAAAGUUUGGGAACCACUCCAAUAGGGGAUGCUACUUUUUAGAGCAAGGGUGGCUCACCUGUAGUCCAGCAGCACCAGGAGAGCUCAACUCCCAUCCUCCUUGACCAUUGGCGGUGUUGUCUGGGGCUGAUGAGAGCUAGAGUCCAGCAACAUCUAGAGGGCCACAGGUGUUUCCCACCUGCUGCUCUAUGAAUUUGCCUAAUCCUUCCCCCCCAAUCCCCUUCCUAAAAGCCACCUUUGCUUAUUGGCUGUCACCACUUCUUGCAGUGAAUUCCACAAGUUCGCCAAGCAUGGUGUGAUGUCCGUCUCCCAGACCUGGUUGGCAGGGCUCAUGCUUCCCCAUCAGCCGUUUACGGUGUCCUGCAAGGUCCCACCUUGACCAUUCUGUGCCCCCCCUCCCCCCAAUCCUGGCUAUUCCCAAGAAUAGCACAGGCAUCUCUAAAACUGUCUGCAGAGAACCAUGGACUGCCUUCAAGUCGAUCUUGAAUUAUGGUGAUUUCAUGGUAAGCUGUAUUCAGAGGGAGUUUCCUAUUGCCUCCCUCUGAGGCUAGUCCUCCCCGGCUGCCUAGGGCCUGCUCAGCUUGCCAUAGCUGCACAAGCCAGCCCCUUCCUUGUCCACCACUUCCAGCUGGGGGGCAACUGGGCUCCAUGGGACUAUGCAACUUGCCCACGGCUGCACAGGUGGCAGGGCCUGUAACUGUCGGAAUUUCUCUAUUGAGAUGAGUAGCAGAGUUGCGUAGUGCUGCGGAACGGAGAGUAUUGAGCGAGCUUAGUGUGUGUGUUUGAACCUUUGCUAAGAUUCUACCUUCCCUGCAAAUUAGUCAGACAGAAACUUUAAGCUUUAAAAUAAGAAACAACUACUUUAUUCUGGAAGUACAUGCUUGAUAGGAAAGAGUUCUAUAUCUAGCUAACUGGCUAUGCUGGAGCAACGAGCACUGGUCCCAGUACUCGCCCUCAUCCUGGUUGAGAGAAGAGACAAAGGGAAGAUGUCUGCUCCCCUCUCGAGAGAAAGAGAACACAGAGAGAGGUGGGAAGGAACUGGGAUCAAACAUCCUGUUGCUUAUCAGUGUAGCAGGAAGGGACAAGACGGCAGGGUCAAAGGGAUAGGUAUGGCCUCAACCAGCAAGAGGUCUAGCUCUCUCUAGCUACCUUUAUUAACCCCAUGCAGCCUCAACCCACCAAGUUGGAGUUGAACCUCAUACAUUCCAACAGUAACCCUUGAGCCACUCCCUGUGGGGGUGAUCUUUAGCUGGCCCUUGACACCCAGGAGACUUGAGCGGGGAUUUGAACUCACAGACUCUGGACUCCCAGACAGGGUCUCCUCCCCACUGUGAACCAACACACUGGGAAACGACUUGGCUGCAAAGGCCUCCAGCCAACUUUCUCCCCCCUCAAGUUUGCUGCUAAUGUACUGCCUUAAAUCCACCCCCCUUGUUUACUGUCUGUGCCAGGGCACCCAUGUGAUGGACGCAUCACAACCCACACCACCCGAGGGACCUGCCAGCGUGGCUCUCCUUCUGAAUGUCUGAAAAUCCUGCACAAGAUUUGUAAGCAGUUUACAGAACAGGUUCUGUCUAGUUAGUUUUGUUUUUUGUAUCUUGCUCAGCAAGGUGGUUUCGAGUUGUACCUGCCACGAGUUCCAGAGAGGAAGUUGGAAGGGGAAGGCUGCCCCCGCCUAACUCUUUCGGACUUCUCUGUCAAAAGUUUGAGUGCGUGGCCAGUGUCUGAAACCAGUGACCUGGAAAAAUGAAUUUCGCUGAUGGACUUUGUUCAACCGUGGCUCUCGGCUAAACCCAAGUCUUGGCUGGACUGUUCGGAUGCAUAGCACUUUUGAACCCCUUUGGUUUUUCAGUGAUCCCGAAGCUGGGAAAUGUUAAUAAAUGUCUGAGUUGGUAUUGAGAGUGAGCUGCCUCCUGUGUACUAGCGGCAAGCUCUUCACACAAAAAGGCUCAAAGAGCACCUUGUUGUUGUUAUGUGCCUUCAAAGAGCACCUUGUGUAAGACUAAUUAAAAACAAGAUUGUUCCUG
Molecule: messenger RNA, 4731 nt
Organism: Rhineura floridana
Lineage: Eukaryota; Metazoa; Chordata; Lepidosauria; Squamata; Rhineuridae
Gene: SEC14L2
Product: SEC14 like lipid binding 2
Exons: 12
Coding region: 85-1314 (409 amino acids)
Cellular component (GO): cytoplasm
Source: RefSeq, a predicted model, not a curated record